GGAGCUGCGGCGAGGUGGGGGAGGGUCACGUGUGUACACAGUGCGGGGCUCCGCGGCUCCGGCAGCAGUAGUAAAGUCUGCGACGGACGGCCCCCUUCUGCAGAACAAGCCUCCUCGUCCCGGAAAGUUGAAAGAUGAAGUGAAGCGAAACGCAGCGACUGAGACAGAAUGCCCGUGGAAACGCUUCAUCCGGACCCGAUGCCUCCGUAGGUUUGUCCCCGAGCCAAGUCCGUGCGUAUCUGUCGACCUGUUGAGAGAGCGUGACCGGUGUCAGAGCCCAGCGAUGUGGAUCUGCAUGGUUUACAAUGCGACGGACGCCAGCGUGGACCUCCGGCUCUGCCAGGACUUUGGCCUCAUCCUGUCAGUCUUCUCCCUCAUCUACCUCCUGGUGUGCUUCCCGCUGGGCCUGUGCUACAACGUGCUGCUGGUCGUGGUCAACCUCUCCAACAAGGUGUCCAUGACCAUGCCGGACGUCUACUUCGUCAACAUGGCCAUCGCGGGCAUCGUGCUCAACCUGGUGGCGCCCGUGGAGCUGCUGAGCUCCACCUUCACCCGCUGGCACGCGUGGGAGUACAACAACGAGGUCUACAUCACCCUGCUCAUCCUCUUCAACAUCUCGUCGCUGGUCAUCAUGUACUCCACCACGCUGCUCAGUCUGGACUACUACAUAGAGCGGGCGCUGCCGCGCACGUACAUGUCCAGCGUGUACAACACCAAACAUGUGUGCGGGUUCAUCUGGGGCGGCGCGGUGCUCACCAGCUUCUCCUCGCUGCUCUUCUACGUGUGCAACCACAUCUCCACCAAGAUGGUGGAGUGCUCGAAAAUGCAGAACAAGGAGGCGGCCGACGCCAUCAUGAUGUUCAUCGGCUACGUGGUCCCAGCCGUGGCCGUCCUUUACGCCUUUGUGCUCAUCCUGCGCAUCCGAAAGGAGUCCACGCCUCUGGAUCAGGACUCCGCUCGGUUGGACCCAUCCAUCCACAGGCUGCUGCUGGCCUCGGUCUGUGUGCAGUUCGUACUGUGGACCCCGUACUACAUGACCCUGUUGGUGCACACUGUGGCUGGGGCGCCGGGCUACGUUAGCAGCGCAUAUUACCUACCUACCUAUUACUUCUUGAGGUUCGUGUCCAAGCUGCUGGCGUUCUCCAGCAGUUUCGCCAUGCCGCUCAUGUACAGGCAGAUGAACAAAAACUUCUCCAACAAGCUCCGGCGGCUGCUCAGGAGGCUGCGCUGCGGAGACCAGUCGUGCCCUCACGAACACUCGACAGUGCAGCGGGUGGUGACGUGAGACCGGCGACGCCCCCUCCCACUCCCCCGUUCCCUCCUCAUGGCCGAGCCGGCACUUACUCCACCCGCCCCUCCACCCUCUGCAGAGCCACUAUCUCGCCGGGCUCCCUCGCUGCUCUGGACUGUGUUAGGAGCCGCCUGUGGAAUUCCCUGUCACCAUCCAAAAACUUGAUCUGAUCUACCGGAGCAAAAAAACCACUAAGUGCUGUUAUUUCCCAUCACAGAGUAGAGCUCUCCACUAAGAUACCUGGGCUUCUACUUUCAGGGCAGUAAAUUUGAGCGCCAUCAGCCAAUAACACUGACAAACUAUCCUGUUUGCGAGGGACUUCCAAUCACUACGCCUUUGCGCCGGAUGUUUUUCUGCGUUCAGUGGUUUGGUGCUGACAAGUGUGCGAGUGCAUGACUGCCUGAAUUUCACUGUAAAGUCUCAAAUAUGCUAUCAGAUGUGAUUUUUAUUUUUUUUUUAAUCUUAGCCUUUUCCCUCCAGCACUAUCCCCACACACACAAACACACACACACAGAACCAGCCAGCUAUAAACUUUAAUCAUCAAGAGAUUGCCAAGCUAUUUAGUUUCUAAAGAGAAAACUCCUGCGUUGAUGGAUGGUGGCGCGUGAAUCAGCGACCCACCACAGCUAAUGAACUCACAUUGUGUGUGUGUGUGUGUGUGUGUGUGUGUGUGUGUGUGUGUGUGUGUGUGUGUGUGUGUGUGUGUGUGCGUGUGCGUGUGAACAUUUCAAAGCGCAACACUCGGCGCCGCCGGUGAACAGCACUGUCUGCUACCCUGGAGCUAGAGGCCCUCGAUCACUGAAAUGAGAGGACAGCUCUGCCUUUGCAGAGCAGAAUUGUCCUUUCACUUAAACGUGCGGAGAGGGAUUUCGGCGUAACAUUUUUUUUUUUGCAUUUCAAAGGUGUACAAGUACAACAAUACUGGAUUAUUGUAGCUUCAUUUUUUUCUUUAUUGACACCAGCGCUACCCUGUAGCUAUCAGUAGGUGCUGGUCUGAAGAGACGUUGUAGAUUUGAGAGUUUUGAGGCAGGAAGAGAUUAUUCUUGCAAAUGUCAAGCUCCACAACAAGUAGGAGAAGAUAAAUAGUACACACACACACACACACACACACCACCACCACCACCGUCACCACGAAGUCACACAGAUCUACACGGAAAUGCUUAUGUGAAGCUCGCAUUCAGGGUUCAGACGUAACCGGUAUACCUCUCGUGAUCUCUGCUGAAAUCACACCACCUGUUUGAACCACACGCACUUCAAAACCGCCUCGCACGGCCUCGGCUCACUUGGCGAUUCGCUGAGUGCGUGUUUUGGCUCCGCGCGAGUCAUGCAUGUUGCGAGUGUCACGCGGGGUCAGUGGGGACCCCGAGGAGGCGGAAUGUGCAUUCCCUGAAUGCCGCGCACUCUUAACGAUUGGUUGGGAUGUUUUGGGAAAUAUGCAGCCGGACUGGGUCACCAUCCAAUAAAACUAAAGUGUGAAAGACUCGCCUGCCAAGCACCUGCAAACAGCGCGUUUGACGCGGGGGGAGAGUUUGAACUGUAAUGCUGCUCAGCUGCGUCGAUGCAAGGUGCAGGUUAUUGGCCACGCUACUUGGCCUCUAAGUGAAAGGACAACACUUAAUAGAGAUUAACCCCCAGUUAUGUUUCUUGCCUGAGGUCUGUGCAUCACUGCAUCAAUCUGGUUGUAUUUUCAAUUUGUUUUUCAGAAUGAAGAGGGGCCAGUUUAUCAAUCAUCCUGUGAACAGACACACCAGCCAGGUGUUACCGUUACUGUAACUCCCACUCACAGACAACGACAAACGGUAAAUAACUUUGAAAUUGACGUCUUCGGGUAAACAACUGUGCUUGGCUUUGGCUGUAGAAAUGUCAAGGUUUGGACAGUGAUUUAAUGCUCGUCAUACAUAUAUGAAGUUAUCAUUAAGAUUAUACUGUAUAAGCACAUGCACACAUACUAUUUAUUUUUUUCAAACAUCCCACAUGCCAGGAAUAUUUUGUCUCUAGGAUUCUGCUACAGUCCCAUUAAUUUAUUUUCUGCUCCAUAGCCCCGACAACAUUUACGUGUAUUCAUAAUCAGUCAGCAGGAAGUGUUUGUUUUCCACUGAAGCUGUGUUUACAUUUUGCGCUACAGUAUCUAUUGCCCCAUUUAAAAGAAAAAAAUCUAGUAUUGUGACACAGUUAAUCAUUAUUUGAACUCAGUUCAAAGUCCAAAUGCUUACUGUUCAUUGAAGGUUGGGAGUCAAACAGUAGGACACGUGUAACGGUCCAUAUUCAAGCAUCACUCCUUCAGUUGGUCUAUUAUUUAACCAAUAGGUCCAAAUGUAACACUUGAAUUAUAGCGAACAGAAUGUUUCCUAUUUAAUCAUUAUUUGACACGAGCAUGUUUUCCAUUGGUAUUUUUAUGGCGGAAACACGGAUAAAAAAACUCAGUCUUACUGUAAUGUCACGAAAACACGUCACACUGGAGACUUUCAAAAAAAGGUGUCAUUUUGAUGAAGAAGAGGUUUAAUAGGUUUCGGGAGUUUCAGUCUGAGUCAAACGACAGACAGUGAGUGACAAUCGUGGUGAUUUUUGGAGAAAAGCUGAAUUUAAAGUUAGGACCAUUUAACUGCACCGUGUCGCUGCAGCGCCACCUUUAGGGAAAUUUGGACACAAUGACACCAAACCCUUAAGAAUGAACGCAGGUAUGUCAAGAUAGCCUGGCUUUCAACUUCCGAUUCUAACCAGUUUUUUAAUGUAUGCUCUAACUUUUCACCAAAUUCCACUAAAAGCCACCACACCGUUUUUUGAAAUAUCUCGCAAAGUGACCUCAGAUAAAUACCUCGUGGUUGAGGUAAUAAUUAGCAGCCACCGCAAAAUUGACUGACUGCACGAUAUUCACAACGGGCAAACGGAGCUUGAUCAGAGAGGGUUUCAAAUCACACCCAACUCUGACGAGAGCUCUGUCUGCCUGCGUGUCUUGUCUGGGUUUGGUUUGUUGUUUCAGAGGGGCCGUGCUCUCCACAUCAUUGCAAGGAAAUUGGAGUGAUAAUCACAGAGUUGAGUCCGAUUGCCGAAACAGGCCCGAGUGUGAAAACACCCCUUCAAAGUUCUCGAGUUUUCGAAUGUAUGCCGGAGAAUUCUGGCUGUUUGAACGGCAGAACACCUCAAGGGUCCGGAUGAGUCCACUUUCUGAUGUGGCACUUUUGUGACUGCGUAUGCGAGUGUAAAUGUAAUGUGUAUAUAUUGUACAGGGGGGCACCAUGCUCCUUUCAAAAGAAAAACAACACCACAGUAUUUUUUUUUUCUGAGAGAUAUAUAUAUCUAGAUUCUGUAAGUGAUCUAUUCAACUGUGUCAAAGACUGAUUAAAACAAUAAACCAAA
Messenger RNA from Scophthalmus maximus (turbot), 4648 nucleotides. It is a transcript of the gene gpr146, whose product is annotated as G protein-coupled receptor 146. Gene Ontology annotation, molecular function: G protein-coupled receptor activity. The transcript is spliced from 3 exons. Gene Ontology annotation, biological process: G protein-coupled receptor signaling pathway. NCBI's taxonomy places the organism in Eukaryota, Metazoa, Chordata, Actinopteri, Pleuronectiformes, Scophthalmidae. Bases 284 to 1285 code for a protein of 333 amino acids. The record is from RefSeq and is a predicted model, not a curated record. Gene Ontology annotation, cellular component: membrane.